AUGGCUACCCUCGCAGAGCAUCCCACGGUCGCACCGUCGUAUGAUCAAGAUAUCGAUAGCUUCCUGAACCUCGAUCAACUCACCUACACCUCCUCCGAACCCGCCCGAUCAAAAGCCGCCCUUGGGGGUCAACCCGCCCUCCCCAGCACGGAAUACACCACCGCCGAGAUCCACGGUGCUGGCUUCCCUCAGAAUGGUCAAUCCCCGCUGAGUUUCCAGGGCCCGAGUCACCAGUAUGACGAGCACAAGCAGCAGACCGGUCUCCCCCCGGGUGCCCUGGCCCAGGCCAUGCCUUUCCAGCAGAUGAACAGCAUGGGCUUCGGUGCCAACACCGGGUUUGCCAUGAAUGGCGACAUGUAUUCCGGUCAACUGAAGCGGGAAGAUGCUCCUCUGGAUUUCAACACUAUCCCCGCUCGCAAUAAUUCCGAGAUGGAUCUGGAGUUCCACAACAUGGGGGCGGUUCCGACCUACUAUUCCUCUCCCAGCCCGAGUAGCAAGAGCCAGUUUGUUGACCCGAGUGCCCUGGGAGGCCAGGAGGCCGCUUCCGCUGGCCCAUCCACCCAAGUCGGUCGGAUGUACCCGGGAAUGCACCAGCAGCAGGCUGCGAUGGCCAAGGCCGCCCAACAGAAACAGCAGGAGAUGCUCCGCCAGCAACAGAUGCAGCAGCAACGCCACAUGGAAGAACAACAGGUACCACAGGAAUCGUCUCCCCAGAGCCAGUCGCCGCGCAACUCCAACCCGGCGGUCGAUGAGCGGAUCUCUCGCCUUUUGCAGCAGAUGAGACAGAACGCCAUGGGUUCGCCCGAUGACUCGCCGUCCCCAUCCAUGCUGCCCCAGAUGGCCAAGGCCAGGAAGGAAGAACAGGAUAUGGAUGAAGACGAGCGACUUCUCGCGAGCGAGGAGGGGAAGAAGCUCAGCAGCAAGGAGCGCCGUCAGCUCCGUAACAAGGUGUCUGCGCGCGCCUUCCGCUCCCGGAGAAAGGAAUAUAUUGGUCAGCUUGAGAGUGAAGUUGCCGCCCGAACCAACGAGGCCCAUGAUCUCCGUCUCCACAACCGUGCCUUGUGUGAGGAGAAUGCUCGCCUCACCGACCUCGCUCGCAUGCUUCUCUCCUCGCCCCAAUUCUCUCAGUUCUUCGACGAGAUGAACCCCAGUGGCCUGCCGAUGCCCACGGCGUCGCAGCCUCAGCAGCAGUCGGUCCAGCAACCCCAACAGUCCCAGGCGCAACUGCCACCCCAGCAACCCACCGCGCCUCAACCGUCGUUGCAGUCUCAUCUUCCCAAGGAGACGAACCCGGCCCACGGCGUCCAGGAGUUCGCCAUGCAGCAGAACUCCCAGGUCGGCAUGGUGAUGGUGCCCAACCAGAACGUGGACAUGUCUACGCUGAGCCUGAACGGUACCGGUGGCUGGAACUCCGGGAUUGACGUCAACUAUGGCAACGCCCCCGUCUUUGCUGUGCUCGAGGUUCCCGAGCCUCCGGUGGUCGACACCGCCGCACUCUCUGGCAAGACGUCGGAUCUCGGUGUGCCUGGCCUCCCGGAGGUGACGGGAGCCAAGGUGGAAGCGCCCGUUAUGGAACAGGCCCCGGCGACAGAGGAAACGAACGAGUCGACUGUUGGCGUUGAGAACCCGGACGUCCAUUUUGACGAAUCUGACCCUGCCUUUGCUCUCUUCGCCGACUCUCCUGCCCCGACCGCCCCCGACAGCAACACCACGCAGUUCACUGGUGACUUCUCUUCGGAAAAAUCCGCCCCUACUUUUGAGCUGGUGGUUGAGACCGACUCUCGGGCAGCCGCGAACCGAUUUGCUUACCUUUGCCACAACAUGGAAGCGGCCUUCCAACGCGUCUCCAUGCGCGGAUUCGUCGUCUCCCGGAUAGGAUCCGCAUCAAUUUUUUCGACGGUCCCCGCUCUGCGAGGCUACCGGACGCCCUCCAAGGCGAAGACCGACAGCUCCCCCAUACGCACUCCCAAGCGCGAACCUUCGUCCAAGAAACCGUCCCCAGCUCAGAACGAGAAGCCUAGUACCGCGCCCGAGUCGAAACCUAAGCGGAUAACCAAGAACCCCAAGCCUGUACCAUCCGCGCCGCCCACAGUCAAACCGGUCCCCAGACCACCGCGCAAGGCAGCCCACAAGUCUGAGUCGCCUACUCAGGUCUACCCGCUGAAGAGCACCGCGAACUUCCACAAAGUCAGCCGGCUGCUAGGCACACCGGGGGACCGAUUACUCCCGCCGCUGACGAUCUCUCGACGAGGAGGAAGGGAGACCUACCCCAUCUACAACCAGGAGAUCUGGAACAAGAAUCACGGAAUCGAGUACCUGCCGACCCCGUCCACGGGAAACCAGCCAAUGAAGUCCUACAUCCAGGUGGUGACGACGCCCACCGCGGACACCCCCGGCACCGCCCUUCUCCUCCAUUUUCCCGACAAGCGCUAUAUCUUUGGGCAGAUCUCGGAGGGAUUCCAGCGGGCAUGCACGGAACGCGGAGUUAAAUUUUCCUACCUCACCGAUGUGUUCCUCUCGGGGCGGAUGGAAUGGGCGAAUACCGGUGGAAUGAUCGGCGUUAUCCUGACGCAGGCGGAUGCGCUCGCCAGUGCGGCAACGGCACUGGAAGAGCUCAACCGUGAAAAAGGCAUUUCGAAGGGAAAGGGUGUCAAGGAGGAGCAUGGCGGGUCGUACGCGAUCAAGGAUGGGCAGUUGAUCGACCAGCGACAGCAUCUGACUCUUCACGGCGGACGGAAUCUGGCUCACACCCUGGCCACUGCUCGCAGAUUCGUCUUCCGCAAGGGCAUGCCCGUUUACACGAAGGAGUACGACUCGGAAAGCACGGCCAAUGGCGCGACCAAUGGCGGUGAUCCUUUUGAGAAGCCGUCUUGGUCGGAUAGCAAUAUCAAAGUGUGGGCUAUGCCCGUCAGCCCGCAGUCUUCGUCGCGGUCGCGGGGCAGUUCCAGUUCCAGUCAAAACAGCGCGAGGAAGCGGAGUCUCGAUGAGUUCCAGGAGAAGCCCACCGUCAUGGAUCGGCACGCCGAGGACCAGAUUGCUAGGCAGUCGAUCGUCAACGACAUGUUCAACUCGACGUGGAAGAUGGACGCUUUGACGGAGACUCCGUUGGCUGAAGUGAAGAUGCCUGCAGCCAUGUUUGUCCGCAACCCGGAAACCAAAGACCUUGAACAGUACAAGGGUCCUGCCCCUGGAAGUGAUGAGCCACUCCCCGACAUCAACGUCUUUGUUCGACGGCCCUGGCCAGGCGCCACCGUCGAGAGACUCCCGGCCUCGACGCCGUGUGACGAAGCCGUUUCUUAUGUCGUGCGGAGCCACGAUAUUCGCGGCAAAUUUGACCCCAAGAAAGCAGCCGCACUGAACGUUGCCAGAGGGCCAGACUAUGCUCGCCUGACAAAGGGUGAAACCGUGACCAGCACAGACGGGAAAGAGAUCACCCCGGACAUGGUCCUAGGUCCGGCGCGGCUUGGAAAGGGAUUCGCAGUCGUGGACCUGCCAACGCCGGAGUACGUUGACAACCUGGUCAGCCGGCCGGAAUGGCAGUCCCCUUCCGUAACCACGAACCUGGAGGCGUUCGUAUGGAUCCUGGGACCGGGAGUCGGAGAUCAUCCUCGUCUCCACGAGUUCGUGAAGAGUACGCCCCAUUGCAAGCACACCGUGGCCAGCUCCGAUUAUUCUCCAAACUACCUGUCCAUGGCCAGUAUCGCCCGUCUGUCGGUCAACAUGGCACGGAUCAACAAAGAUAACUACAUCGUGCCUGUUCACGAUAACGUGACUCUCCCCCAGCCCGGGACCGGAUCUGGAAACCCGACUGGUGCGUCGCUGUUCUCGCCACUUGAGUCCGGUCUCGUGAUCAACAUGGAACCCAAUUUUGCGUUCGAUCGUUCGGAGGUGGUCCCGCUGUUCAACGCUGCAUCGGCGUUGGGUAAGAUGCCUCGCUCCGUCACGACCCGAUUACAGACGGUCGAAACGCGUCUGAAAAAAGAACCUUUCCGCAAAAUGCUGGCGCAAUACCAGCGAGACACGCCGGGGGCAGAUGCAGAGAUCAUCGCUCUGGGAACAGGGUCGUCUUCCCCGUCGAAGUACCGUAACGUCUCCGGCACGCUUGUCAAGGUGCCCGGCUACGGAUAUUACCUGCUCGACGCCGGUGAAAACACGCUCGGCCAGCUCAAGCGAGUCUACAACCCCGAGGAGCUACGCGAAGUUCUGCAAAACCUGCGCAUGGUCUGGAUCAGCCAUCUCCACGCUGACCACCACCUCGGCACCGCAUCCAUCAUCAAGGCCUGGUACCGGGAGAACUACCCCGACGGGAUCCCAGCCUCGGACGCCAUCGAGACCGACGCAUCCAAGCUCCUGCAAGAGAAGCGCCUGUUCGUCGUCUCGGACGAACACAUGACCAUGUGGCUGGAAGAAUACGCCAACGUCGAAGACUUCGGCUUCGGCCGCGUGAUGCCUCUCAGCGUCGCGCCCUACACCGAAGACGGCGAAUUCCGAACAAAGCUCACCUACCGCCACUGCCGUGCGGACGGUACCUACCCGGGCCACAACGAGACGCAACCCCCCGGCCCCCAAGUAACGGAACUCAAGUUCGACGAUCCCAACCUGCGCUCCGCCACAGGCCUCUCCAAUCUGCAAGCCGUCAAAGUCUCGCACUGCCGCGGCGCAAUGGCCCUCGUCCUCGAAUUCCCCCACGGAUUCAAGGUCUCCUUCUCAGGCGACUGCCGCCCCUCGCGACCCUUCGCGACAAUCGGCCACGGCUCGACAGUCCUCAUCCACGAAGCCACCUUCCUAGAUAACAUGCGCGGCUCCGCCAUCGCCAAGAAACACUCCACCGUCGCCGAAGCCCUCGAAGUCGGCCGCCUCAUGAACGCCCGCGCCAUCGUCCUCACCCACUUCAGCCAACGCUACCAAAAGACCUCCGCCAUCGAACCGAACCACGCCACAACCGCAACCCCCAAACCCACCGGCGGCUCCGGCCAACUCGUCACCCCCGACAUCCCCGACGACAUCGACAACGACCCAACCCCCACCGCCACCAACAACACCCCCAACAAUGCCCCCAUAACCAUCUACCGCAGCCCCAAGCUCACCAUCCCCAUCGUCGCAGCCUACGACUACAUGCGCAUCCGCGUCGGCGAAAUGCCCACCACGCAAUCCUACGCCGGCGUCAUCGACAAGCUCCACGAGUGCCACGAGCGCCACGUCGCCCUGAUGGCCGAGAAGCAGCGAUUGCUCCGCGAGCGCGAGGAGGCUCUGUUAACGGAGGCGAAGAGGCUGAAACAUAUGGGGAAGGCCAAGGCCAAGACUAAGUCACCGGAGGAGAAGCCUGAGCAGGAAACUCCGACGGCUUUGCCUUCCGCCGGGGAGAUCGAGGAGUUGUACGACGCUAAGGAGAAGGCUGUUUGGUUUGGGAGUGAGAGUGAGGAUGGUUGGGGGACGAGUGAUGGGGAGGGUGGACGGUAA
Molecule: messenger RNA, 5460 nt
Organism: Aspergillus candidus
Lineage: Eukaryota; Fungi; Ascomycota; Eurotiomycetes; Eurotiales; Aspergillaceae
Exons: 3
Coding region: 1-5460 (1819 amino acids)
Biological process (GO): mitochondrial tRNA 3'-end processing; regulation of DNA-templated transcription
Cellular component (GO): mitochondrion
Molecular function (GO): 3'-tRNA processing endoribonuclease activity; DNA-binding transcription factor activity
Source: RefSeq, a predicted model, not a curated record